Molecule: messenger RNA, 615 nt
Organism: Notodromas monacha
Lineage: Eukaryota; Metazoa; Arthropoda; Ostracoda; Podocopida; Cyprididae
Source: the annotation of a GenBank genome assembly
CAGGCGGCAUCGCAACAACAGCAGCAGCAAGAGGCCGAGUUCAACCCUGUCGUGACCGCUGUUUGCCGCAAGGGCAUGAUGACGAUUUCCGUGGAGACUGAACUGCCCUUUUAUGUGUCGGAUUAUGCGCUGAAAUAUGCUAGAAUUCUGGAAAGAGUUCUUCGCUGUCUGGAAUUGGCCUCGUCUCAAAUUGGCUCUGUUUCGAACUUCGGUGUUUUCGGUCUGCUCUUGACGGAAAGGUGUCUUGAGAGAUUACCGGGAAAAAAGGUUCCACGGAUUCUUCUGAACGUAUUUUUGGUGGGUAUUUGGAGCAAGGUUAUGGUUCUGUUCUGGAAACCCGAAAAAGAGCCUCGGAAAGAAAGGGUUGUGCACGCCAAGUAUUACAGGAAGCCAGAGUGUUCCAUUAAUGGCGUCGGAACUAAGAACACGUCUUUCGUCAUCGACCUCCUGGCCGAGCCCGGAAGGCCCAAUUACUGCGGCAUCAACUUCAACAACCGGGUCGGCUUUUGUCCUGGAUUAUUGUUCCGCGGGUAUAAUCCUGAGGAAUGGCUGACUGAUCCACCCUGGUUGCGCCUCAGGGCAGGGGCCGGAAAAAAUUCCCUUCUCAAGAAUUAA